Molecule: messenger RNA, 666 nt
Organism: Macrosiphum euphorbiae (potato aphid)
Lineage: Eukaryota; Metazoa; Arthropoda; Insecta; Hemiptera; Aphididae
Source: the annotation of a GenBank genome assembly
AUGGCAGAAGUUAUUCAUCAACAAAUGGAUGAAAAUCCUAGAAUUAACUAUUCUGGAUUAAUAAUUAACACGUUCGGUUGGAUAAAAGGUAAAGGUUACCAGCAUUUGACUCACAUUGCACUCGCUUUUGAAGUUGAUGUUAUUCUUGUACUUGAUGAAGAACGAUUAUAUAUUGAACUAGUGAGAGAUAUGCCAGGAUUUAUCAAAGUUGUUCUUUUACCAAAACGUAGAGGAGUAGUUCAAAGGAGUAAUAAGUUUAAAUUGGAAGGUAGAGAAGCACGUAUUCGAGAAUUCUUUUAUGGUAGUCCUAGGAAUGUACUUCAUCCACACACCUGCUUAGUAAGGUUUUCCGACAUAAAAGUAUAUAGAAUUUUAGCUCCACCCAUUCCGAAUGCAUUGAUGUCAUUAGAUACACAAAAAACUGAUUUUAAGCCAAAACUUGAAGGUGUUACACCAGGGCUAAAUAUGAUGCAUCACGUGUUAGCUCUGAGUUUCAGUACAACGGUAGAAGAAGACGUUGUGAGGAAUAGUGUUGCUGGUUUUGUCUGUGUAACAAAUGUUGACACCUCACAACAAAUGUUAACUCUGUUGUCCCCUCAACCAAAACCUCUGCCUGAAACAAUUUACCUCAUGUCAGAUGUACAGUUCAUUGACAACAAUGCUUGA